Cyclocybe aegerita is the source of this 1317-nucleotide messenger RNA. NCBI's taxonomy places the organism in Eukaryota, Fungi, Basidiomycota, Agaricomycetes, Agaricales, Hemipholiotaceae. The record is from the annotation of a GenBank genome assembly.
AUGAUUUUCGCGCAGGCUAGAUGCCUGACAGAGGCUAUCAUGUUCGGCGAUUUCGGAGUGAGGCUCAAGAUACCUGAAGAUCGGUUAUGCCCUCCAGUUCCGAAUAGGCUGAACUACGUUCUUUGGAUCCAAGAUAUCGUGUACGCACAUCGGGAUGUGUUGGAGACGCGUCCCAGGAGGAUACGAGGGAUUGACGUCGGGACAGGGGCAACUGCGAUCUACCCGAUUCUAGCUUGCAAGAUGGAGGAGACAUGGGAUAUGGUUGGUACAGAGAUAGACGACGCAUCGUUCACCUGCGCCCUAAAUAACGUUGAAGCCAACGACCUGCACAAUCGGAUCGACGUUCGGAAGGCCUCGAAGGAAGGAGGGAUCUUGUUUCCAUUGGAAGAUUGCGACGCAAAGUACGACUUCUGCAUGUGCAACCCGCCAUUCUACGCCAGUGCUGCUGAGGUAGAGGAUCUAGCAAGAGAGAAGGAGUUGCCACCAAACGCUGUCUGCACUGGCGCCGACAUCGAGAUGAUAUACUCAGACGGAGGCGAGGCGGGUUUUGUAGGGAGAAUGGUGGAAGAAAGUGAGACGUUCCAGACAAGGUGUAAAUGGUACAGCUCGAUGUUUGGCAAAAUGUCCUCCGUGACACGGAUAGUGGAGAUGUUGCGCGAGCGAUCGAUAACGAAUUAUGCAAUAACAGAGUUCGUUCAAGGCCAAACACGGCGCUGGGCGAUUGCAUGGUCAUGUACCGAUAGCCACCUUCCAGAUUCAAUUGCCCGUAUACCCAACCUCCCGUCGAACCACGCCCUUCUACCGCUCAUGCCUCCUCGGAACACCCUUUCUCAGCCUCUUUCAUCCACUGAAGUCGCCUCCCUGGACUUCGAAAGAGUGUGCACGAUCGUCUCUGAUGUCUUGGGCCUCGUCGAUGGAGUGACCGCCAUCGAGCGCUCGGAAUCAGAGAAGGGAGAGAAAGGUGUUUUCUUUGUGCAGGCGAGGGCGAAUACGUGGUCGAGGAGCGCGAGACGGAAGAAGGCGCGUCUCAAGGACGGCGUUAACGAGGGUAAUUCCACCACCGUGUCCAAUGCCAGCGAGACGAUCGAGGGUGGUGCUUCGAAUUUGAGUGCGGGCACUGCAGAGCCGGCCUUGACGUGCAGCAUCCGUGUGCUUCGCCCAGCCGAGGCGGAAAUAGCAGAGAGUCACUAUUCGCUGGAGUUCCAGUGGAUAUUUGGCCGCGACCGUAGCCUGUUCGAGAGUUUUGCGAGCCAUGUUGGGCGGAAGGUUGGGCUACAGCUCGAGGCUAACACCCGCGCGUUGGAUGGGGCGGCAUAA